GAAUAUUCAACGGUAACCAAUCGGAUAAUCUCGGCGUAUGCUCGAGGUUUCUUACACGGAUCGAUUGUCAAUCGGAAAUUCAAGAACCAAAAUGGCGGCGGUAGCAGCUCAGAAAGUUCAAGAGGUACGGGAUAUCACAAGAAUAGAAAGAAUUGGGGCACAUUCUCACAUUCGUGGUCUUGGCUUGGAUGAUGCAUUGGAAGCAAGACAGGUCUCCCAGGGGAUGGUUGGGCAGGUGACUGCACGUAGAGCUGCUGGUAUCAUCCUUGAGAUGAUUAAAGAGGGCAAGAUUGCAGGCAGAGCAGUGCUGAUUGCUGGGCAACCAGGAACUGGAAAAACAGCCAUAGCUAUGGGUAUGGCUCAAUCUCUUGGACCAGACACACCCUUUACCUCUAUUGCUGGCAGUGAAAUCUUCUCUCUGGAGAUGAGUAAAACAGAGGCACUUACCCAGGCCUUCAGAAAGUCUAUUGGUGUGCGCAUUAAGGAAGAAACAGAAAUCAUUGAAGGAGAAGUAGUUGAGGUUCAGAUUGAUCGACCAACCACUGGAACAGGAGCCAAAGUUGGCAAACUCACCCUCAAAACCACAGAGAUGGAGACAAUUUAUGAUCUGGGAACCAAGAUGAUUGAGUCCCUUACAAAGGAGAAAGUACAGGCAGGGGAUAUAAUUACUAUCGACAAAGCCACAGGAAAAAUAUCCAAGCUUGGUAGAUCCUUUACAAGGGCAAGGGACUAUGAUGCAAUGGGGCCACAGACCAAGUUUGUGCAAUGCCCCGAGGGAGAACUACAGAAGAGGAAAGAAGUCGUUCACACUGUCACCUUACAUGAGAUUGAUGUCAUCAACAGCAGAACCCAAGGUUUCCUGGCUCUGUUCGCAGGUGACACUGGAGAGAUCAAGUCAGAGGUGCGUGAGCAGAUUAAUUCAAAAGUUGCUGAAUGGCGGGAGGAAGGCAAAGCGGAUAUUGUUCCUGGGGUUCUAUUUGUGGACGAAGUGCACAUGCUGGACAUCGAAUGUUUCUCCUUCCUAAACAGAGCUCUCGAAAGUGACAUGGCCCCCGUCCUGAUUAUGGCUACAAACAGGGGAAUCACAAAAAUUCGUGGUACCAAUUACAAGAGUCCACAUGGCAUCCCCCUGGAUCUCCUUGAUCGACUGCUCAUCAUCUCCACUCAUCCGUACGAGGAGAAGGACCUGAGGCACAUUCUCACUAUUAGGUGUGAGGAGGAAGAUGUUGAAAUGUCAGACGACGCUAUGAUGGUGCUGACUAAAAUCGCUCAAGAGACCUCUCUGCGUUACUCCAUUCAGCUCAUUACGGCAGCCAGCCUCGUCUGCAGGAAGAGGAAGGGUACAGAGGUCGCGAUGGAUGACAUCAAGAGAGUAUAUUCCCUCUUUUUCGACGAGUCGCGCUCCACACAAUUCCUCAAGGAGUACCAACAGGAGUUCAUGUUCAACGAGGAAUCCGAGACAACCGAACCAGACACCGAGGCGAUGGACACUGAACUAGCUUCCUAAAAAUCACUUCUCAAAAACUGGACAAAUUCGCUCAGGUCUAGAAAUCACUUUCCGAGAACUGGACAGAUUCCCUUAGGCCUAGAAAUCAAUUCGAAGAGUUGGAGAUUUCCUUAGGCCUACAAAUCAUUUUCUGAGAACUAGUCAGAUUUCUUGAGGUCUAGGCGUUAAUUGGUACAUUACAUGCCCCUCUCCACCGACUUGAGAUCUUCCCAUGAGCUAUCGCUUUACAUACCAUCUAUUUUCGUUUGCGGUUCACACGAUCUCGUUAAGUGGUACAUCACUUUCAUUCUGUGGUUCACACGAUCUCGUUCAGUGGUACAUCACUUUCAUUCUGUGGUUCACACGAUCUCGUUCAGUGGUACAUCACUUUCAUUCUGUGGUUCACACGAUCUCGUUCAGUGGUACAUCACUUUCAUUCUGUGGUUCACACGAUCUCGUUCAGUGGUACAUCACUUUCAUUCUGUGGUUCACACGAUCUCGUUCAGUGGUUUUGUUGGGGCUUAUGUAGCAAAGGUGCCGUUGUCUUUUUCAAGCCUCAAUUCGACCCUAUUGUUACCGAACAUAAUACAUUGUGUGGAAAAUGUUGUUGUAUUUAAGAUUUUCCGUCGUCAUACGUGAAAUAUCGGCUCUUCUCUGUUGCUAUUUGUGUUUGUGGGCGACAUUUAUUAAAAAAUAAAAGAAGUAAAACCGCU
This is a messenger RNA of Nematostella vectensis (starlet sea anemone), 2199 nucleotides long. Its product is annotated as ruvB-like 2. Bases 38 to 1507 code for a protein of 489 amino acids. Gene Ontology annotation, cellular component: R2TP complex; Swr1 complex; NuA4 histone acetyltransferase complex. The record is from RefSeq and is a predicted model, not a curated record. Gene Ontology annotation, molecular function: ATP binding; ATP hydrolysis activity; DNA helicase activity. Lineage: Eukaryota; Metazoa; Cnidaria; Anthozoa; Actiniaria; Edwardsiidae. Gene Ontology annotation, biological process: box C/D snoRNP assembly; chromatin remodeling; regulation of transcription by RNA polymerase II. The transcript is spliced from 14 exons.